AUGUCCUCGCCAGACUUGGAAAUGCAGGCACUUCAGCGACUCAGAAGCCAAUUCUCCCGAGCACUGAAGGACUUUGCUUCGUCGUCGUCUUCUUUCCGAAUUUUGCACUCGGUCCCCACCCGAGCCACGGCUCCGACCUCUUCAGACCCGAUAGUGACAAAGACGCUCUACCUGCUCGACUCGAGCUUCAAUCCGCCUUCAAAGGCGCAUACGAGUCUUGUGAAGACGGCGUUGAAGUCGCAAGAUGCGCCGCCGCAGACAAAGCAUCAGACUAAGCCGAGAGUCCUGUUUUUGCUGGCCACUGUCAACGCCGAUAAGAAACCCAAGCCCGCCGACUUUGAGGACCGGCUUGUUAUGAUGACUCUCGCGGCCGAAGAUCUGCGGUCUGGGUUCACGAGGGAGCCCAUCUCGGCAGACUCGACUGCUGAAACUCCAGCCCCCAUAGUCGACAUUGGCAUCACGAAAGAGCCCUAUUUCGUCGACAAGGCUGCCGCGAUUGACGCAAGCGGCAUCUACCGUUCUCCCGGGUACAGUACUUCAUCGACUCCGUCCUCCGGAGCAGCCGAUGACGGCUUUGUCGAACAAAUCCACCUCACAGGAUUCGACACCCUGCUCCGAAUCUUCGCCCCGAAAUACUACCCAAACAACCACCCACCGCUGUCAGCUCUAGAGCCCUUCCUCCGCAGACACCGCUUACGGGCGACGAUACGCGUCGACCCCAACAGUCCCUCGCAAAACCUCAAGGACGCGCAAAAGACCCAACCGGACUCAAAGCUGACAGCUAGCUCCGAAGGGUCUCCUGACCUCACGACAAUCGCUGGUCAAGAGGCAUACCUUGAAGGCAUCAAGAACGGGGCGCUGGAAAAGGACGGGCUCAAGCGAGAGUGGGCGGAGAGGGUGGAAUUGGGGUGGGAUGAUUCCGGAGAGACAGAUGGCGUGAGUAGUACGAAGAUACGCAACGCCAUGAAGGAUGGGAAUUGGGGCGAGGUCGAAGGACUGGUAGGGCAUAGGGUAGGAGAGUGGAUCAGAUAUAGGGGUCUGUAUGUAUAG
Fonsecaea pedrosoi CBS 271.37 is the source of this 1050-nucleotide messenger RNA. RefSeq lists its product as uncharacterized. Gene Ontology annotation, cellular component: cytoplasm; nucleus. Gene Ontology annotation, molecular function: nicotinamide-nucleotide adenylyltransferase activity; ATP hydrolysis activity. NCBI's taxonomy places the organism in Eukaryota, Fungi, Ascomycota, Eurotiomycetes, Chaetothyriales, Herpotrichiellaceae. The transcript has a single exon. The record is from RefSeq and is a predicted model, not a curated record. Bases 1 to 1050 code for a protein of 349 amino acids.